GGGUGCAACUUGAAUGGAGGUUGUCCUUCUAGGCCGGUUCGUGGAUGAUUGAAGUUUCUCGGUUAAUUUUUUUCACGGUACUGGCAGUGCACAAUUGCUAAGGGUUGCCCGCCCUAGCGAACGGGAUCAGAGUAUCUAAGUACCAUUGUGGCUGAAGUGAGCUCUCGUUCUCACCAGCCACCCGCGCUCAUAUUAGCCACACACUAGCGGGCCAGCCACCGGGGUUGUCCACAAGAUGCGGGACGCAUUGUGGCUAUGCUCUUCUCACAUAAUGACAGGUUGCGUUGCGCAGUCGUAACCUGGGACACGGACAUCCCAACUUACGAGCAAGUAGCCAAUCACCGCGCUCAAUCGGCCAUCGAGUCCAUCGCUCAAGCCUCUUUCCUCUCCCGCUCGACGAGGACUUCAUCCUCGCUCUUCUACAGGAACACACCUUUCCCCAUGGAUUUUUGGUUGUGAAGGCAAGCCAGUCAUCGAUCCCAUCGCUUAUUCUCUUCCUUCUUUCCCUCUCUCUAUAUCCCUCACCCGGCCGACACCAUUGGCGAAAAUGGAGCCAUGGCCAACCUCGACUUAACACGGAGCACCUCCAAAACUCGCGACCCUCCGCCGAGCCUCUUCCCGCGUCCCUCCCCCGCAGCUUCACAUGUCUCGCUCGCUGGAGUAGGCGCCGGCGGCCCGACUCCCUCGCCAUACGGGCACGGCGGCGGCGGCGGCGACAACGCGCCGACGCGCCACUCACAGUCGUACUCGCGAUCGCACUCGCAGGCCGCCACGACCGCGCCGUCGCGCGCGCCGCGCACCCGCUCGCCGCUGGGCCCCCGCCUGCGCACCGGCGACUCGGCGCGCAGCGGUGCCACCGCCGACCGCGCCGACGCGCUGUGGGCCGAGAUGCAGCUCACGCUCCAGGAGAUUGAGCUGUCGGCCGGCGGCGGCACCCACAUCUUCGGGCCCGAGCACGACCGCAAGCUCGCCGACCUGCGCGCCGCCCAGAUCGGGCUCGCGCAGGCGUGGGCGCGCAGCGAGGCCGACGAGGCCGUCGUCCCCGACGCGCCGGCUUCGUCUGCCUCUGGCGCCGCCGCCGCCGCCGAGGUGCCCAGCCUCAAGGGCGCCCUCGCCGAGAUGGCUGCUACCGCCGCCGCUGCCGCUGCAGGGGGCGCCGGUCUUGUCCCGACUAUAUCCGCGGGCAUGGGGAGGGGCGCAGGCGGGGGUGGCGGUGGAGCAGGCGCGACGGAGGCCACCGAGGCCCCCAAGAGCACGACCGCUGGGACCGGCAGCGCGCGCCCUGGCAGUAGCGGGACCGCGAACCGCGAGCGGCUCGGCGCCAGGCUCGAGGAAGAGACGGAGCGGGAUAUACUCCUCGCGAGAAACAGGCGCGAGGCGAACGACCGGUACUUUUCCAAGAUCGAUCAGGGCGUUAGGGAUGUGGUCGAGAAGCUAGAGGAGGUAGCCAUCGCCAUGAGAGCGGUCGAGGAAGAGACCCGGAACAUUUGGGCGGAUAGCACCCUGCCGGAUAACGUGAGGGCCUAAAGACGAUAUCAUCCACUGCUGAGCUAUUAUGUAUGGCUACUACGUAUGUGUGUGUAUAUGCAUUACGAGCGAUAGGCGUUAUGGGGUCACCAGCGGGUACCGGGUAUCAAGCUUUGCUUGCCGUGGGGGCAAUGGAUCGACGGGUGGAUUCACUCCGCAGUUGGGCCCCUAUAAUUUCUCUUUGGCGGUUUGGAUGC
Molecule: messenger RNA, 1724 nt
Organism: Durotheca rogersii
Lineage: Eukaryota; Fungi; Ascomycota; Sordariomycetes; Xylariales; Xylariaceae
Exons: 1
Coding region: 556-1527 (323 amino acids)
Source: RefSeq, a predicted model, not a curated record